AUGACAUGGAAUGCUCUGUGCCUUUUGAUGGCGGAUGCCGAUCCCGAGGUGCGGCGACUCUGCAGAAUUAGUAUAGUUUUCUUUGCACUCUGGAUUUUCGAUUUAAUCCUAAGCAUUUACUUUGAGUGUCUAAUUCUCAAUGUAAACUCCUUGGUUGUACUCCACGCGUGCACGACACUUGCGGCCGCCGCUGCGUCGUGCCAUUACGGUCACAACUCUCUGACGUCGUCGUUCUUCAAGGGCGAAAACAGCCGGCCACUGUUUCCCUCUGGUAGAAGCCGAGUACAAAGAAGGAGGAAUUCGUCUCAACUGGAUGCUAAUGUGAAUAUCAGCUGUCCUUUUGGCAUGAGGCGACUUUUUGUGUUGGUUUCAUUUGGUUCUACCGUCUUUCUCAUGUUUGGCUGCCUUACAAUGAUUGGGGAGAAUCUUCAUCACGCUCUCCACGCAUCUGACAUGCCCCCUGCCCUGCUAAUUAUUAUUAGCGUAUGCCAUGUUGUCUUGGUAACUGUGUACGCAGAUGAAAUCGACGCGUACGAUUGUGUUAGCGGUAGAGGUGUUGAUCCCCACGAUGUGCACAGCCUAUCCACCAGACAGGUGAGCUGCACAGCUCAACAGCUUCGGAAGCCCGCAAAGGAGAUGUCGUGUGGGUCAUUAUUUUUUAAUCGCACUGUGCGUGCUGGUGCGCGUGCCUUUGCUCCAUUGACAUGCAUCGCAGUAUGUCUUGCGACAAUGUUUUUGAGAAAUCCCCUGUGGGAAAUGGGUGGGGCGUUUCUGUUGGCAGUCUACACGUGUGUGGUUUCCUUCAGGAAAGCGAAGGAGAUGGCGUGGCUACUUACAAACAAUAUGGUUUGCCAGCCGUCCGUUGUGGCUGCCUGUGAUGGUGCUAUUCGUAACGUGAAACUGGUUGAGGGUGUGCUUCAAGUUCAGUCUGCCAUUUUUUGGGAGGUGGCGAAAGGUGAGAUGAUGGCACUUGUGUACGUACGGCUCAUGUCAUCUGCGGAUCCCUCCGCCGUGACGGUAGCGGUACGGCGCACUCUCGAACAGGUUGCGUCGCACGUCUUCGUCGAAGCUCGAGCCCCACACGAAGAGGACGAUGAUGCAGAUGGUCCGGGGACGGUGGAUCAUUCGGCUCACUACCAUGACCAUUCCCAUGGCUGUGGGCAUGGCCAUCAUUUUCAUGGCUCCGCUGGAGAAAGACAUGAGGCAGAGAAGCACGAGCGAUGCGGACAGGGCGUAGCGAAUAAGGGAGAACAUGAUAGUCUAUUUCCGGUUUGGGUGACCUCUUCUUCAAUAUCUUCUGUUUAUUUUCCGCCCUUUUCAGAGUCCCCGAUGAGCACCGUUGUGGAGUUGGCCUCGCGCUGUGCGUGUCAACAGUCAUCCAUCAGUACUGGAAACCACUCUGUGCCCAACUCGUUGCGGUCCUUUACACUUGUCCCCCCACCAUUCCCGAAGCCGCCGUCAUGA
Molecule: messenger RNA, 1464 nt
Organism: Trypanosoma rangeli
Lineage: Eukaryota; Euglenozoa; Kinetoplastea; Trypanosomatida; Trypanosomatidae
Exons: 1
Coding region: 1-1464 (487 amino acids)
Biological process (GO): zinc ion transport; intracellular zinc ion homeostasis
Cellular component (GO): Golgi apparatus
Molecular function (GO): zinc ion transmembrane transporter activity
Source: RefSeq, a predicted model, not a curated record